Anguilla rostrata (American eel) is the source of this 636-nucleotide messenger RNA. It is a transcript of the gene mlana, whose product is annotated as melan-A. The coding region runs from base 186 to 536 and encodes 116 amino acids. Lineage: Eukaryota; Metazoa; Chordata; Actinopteri; Anguilliformes; Anguillidae. The record is from RefSeq and is a predicted model, not a curated record. Gene Ontology annotation, cellular component: melanosome. The transcript has 5 exons.
AUGAGAAUUUUAUCCCUCAAAGAGUUCUCCCCUCUCCCAAGCAAAAUAUCUCAGUUGGGAACAGCCACUCUGAAUGUGUCAUCGCGUCCUGACUUCUCUGUAGUGUUUGGCCACUUGAAGCUGCGGUUCGCCUGAAUUUAAUUAUCCAAUUCAGGUCAACUAAUCUGAUCCUAAAACGCGACAUUAUGCCACGCGGAGACUUCAGCGUUCACUUCGCCAGUAGAGGCGGUGGAUUAUACGUCCGUGCAGAAGAGGCAGCAGGAAUAGCACUCCUGGUUAUCAUUCUGGCAGCUCUUCUGAUCAUCGGCUGCUGGUACUACAGGAGAAGGAGUGGAUACAAAAUUAUCCGGACCCAAAAUGCAGGUCAGUCCUGGAGGGCAAUGGUGAACUCAGGCCAGUACAGAGGUGAAGGAGAAGCUGCUGAUAACAAAGUCGCACUCAAUGAGCUGAGCAAUCUCCAGCAUGUGGUUCCCAAUGCUCCUCCAGCAUAUGAGAAGAUUUCCUCUGGUCCUUCACCACCUCCCUACUCACCCUGAAACCCAUGCGGGGGUCAGCCACCAAAAACCAAAGACGGGGUUGUUAAAUUUUAUGGUCACUGAUUUCUUUGUUUUUACAUUAAACACUUGCUGAACCGAG